Paramisgurnus dabryanus is the source of this 1346-nucleotide messenger RNA. Its product is annotated as beta-1,4-galactosyltransferase galt-1-like. The record is from RefSeq and is a predicted model, not a curated record. Lineage: Eukaryota; Metazoa; Chordata; Actinopteri; Cypriniformes; Cobitidae. Gene Ontology annotation, molecular function: glycosyltransferase activity. Gene Ontology annotation, cellular component: cytoplasm.
GCUAAGGAUGAAAUUCAUAAGCAAAGUAUAAAAAGGAACAUGGAAAACAUAAAAUGGAAAGGACUGCUAGGAAUUUUAUUUCUUAUGAAUGGUGUUGUCAUUCUGAUAUGGACCUAUUCAAGCUGGCAUCCUAAUUACAUACUGAUUUCACCAUUUUAUAAUAAACUGAGAAUUCCAGAGACUUUAAAUUUAAUAACGCCCAUCAAAGACUCAAAACACUUCAUGGUGUCUGCAUACAUCGACCACAGAAUUGAUGAGACGAUUCGAGUCAUCAGCAUAAUCAACAGAGAAAGUCUUCAGCCACUCUACUGCGUUUACUGCAAUACUAAACAUGAAUGUACAACUGUUGAGACUGAUGUCCAAAUACACAGUGACCAUUUUGGGUUCCCAUUUCAUGUGUCGGAUGUGAUCUGUAAAGGUAAACACUUGCAGAAUGCAACACAUGUCCUCAUCUCAACUAAUGAUUCAGUCAAUCAAACUACAGAGUUUUUACCAAUAAGAAAUCGUGUAAUGAGUGAGACCUUCAAGUAUAACUUCACAGUUUGCAUCUCCAACCUUUUUGGUGACUACAACAAUGUGCUGGAGUUUGCUCAAACUAUAGAGAUGUACAAACUUCUGGGCGUUCAGCGAGUGGUCAUCUAUAACACUAGCUGUGGACCGGACCUGGAAAAACUUUUAAAGCAUUAUGAAAGAGAGGGGACACUGGAGAUUGUUUCUUGGCCAAUCGACGAGUUUUUAAAUCCAUCUUCAGGUUGGAAUUCAACAAAACACAAGGGUGACCUUCAUUAUUAUGGUCAGUUAACAACACUUAAUGAGUGCAUUUACAGACACAUGUAUCAAUCCAAGUAUGUUCUCCUGAAUGACAUCGAUGAGAUCAUCAUGCCUUACAAAUAUGACAAUUUACCAUCUCUUAUGAAGAACCUUCAAGCUGCACAUCCCAAUGUGGGUUUGUUUCUUAUUGAGAACCACAUAUUCCCCAAAACACAGUUUGAUGACAGUGGUCGCUUCAAACGGCAAGAAUGGAGUAAAAUUCCUGGUAUCAAUAUCAUGGAGCACAUUUAUAGAGAACCUGAACGAAAAAAUGUUACAAAUCCCACAAAGAUGAUUAUUAAUCCAAGGUUGGUGGAGCAAACCUCAGUGCAUUCCUCUUUAAGACACUUUGGAGAUACUUACAAUGUACCAUUUGAUGUUUGUCGGAUUGUACAUGUGAGGAAACGGCUGCAGGGGCAUCUUACCAAAGAUCAGCUGACUGUGGACAAAAGAUUGUGGGACUUUGAACAAGAACUGCUACCAAAUGUUGACAAUGCCCUGAAGCUUUCUGGUUUGUUAAUGCCUUAGUUAGCCUA